AUGUCAGACGACGAAGCCGAUCCCGAGUUGCUCGCGCUCCUGCGCAAAUCCCUCGGCUUGGAUGGGGGUCCGGCAAACCCUCUGGCAGCCGAGACUAAGGUUCUAGAGAAUGCGCAAUAUGUUUUCGACAAUGCCAUCGACGUCGCCCUGAUCCCGUCCAACGUCAAGGCCGCUGCCGAAAUGAUAUGGCGCCAGAUGCAGAAGAAAGGUUACUCCACGCAAACGUGGUCGGAACAUGAAUUGCAUCCCAAGACCAAGGACGAGGCCACCGUCGAUUUCGUCUUCACCAUGGACCUGCUCAAUUUCAGUUUCUGGUCUGAGUUGCCGAGUGAGAAACGCUUCGCCAUUGAGUAUCGCGGACGGAAAUGGACCGGCUACUGGAGUUUAGUUGCUGCUCUGCAGAGAGCCCUGGAGGAAGGGAUCCCAAUUACGACCCCGGAAUUUUGGGCCAACGAGGAUGAAUGCACCGAGGAAUUGCUCAGGCAUGUCUUCAGGUCUGCAACCGACGAGGAAAUCCCUUUGCUCAAGGAGCGACUCGAGUGUCUGCAGGAGGCCGGACGUAUCUUGUGCAAGGACUUUGAUGGAAGCUUCUUGAACUGUAUAUACAGCUCCAGCCGCUCUGCCCCGGCUCUCGUGAACCUUCUGGCGGAGAACUUUCCUUGCUUUCGUGACGAGACCAGCUUCCAGGGGCGGAGGGUCCGUCUGUACAAGCGCGCGCAGAUCCUCAUCGCCGAUUUGUGGGCUUGCUUCAAUGGCGAAGGAUUCGGUGAAUUCCACGAUAUCGAUAAAAUCACCAUGUUUGCCGACUAUCGGAUCCCUCAAAUGCUGCACCAGCUGGGGUGUCUCAGAUACUCGCCUCCUCUCGAGAGCCACAUCCGCAGCCAAAAGAUGAUCCCCAGUGGGUCGACAUGGGAAGUGGAAUUGCGCGCAACGAGCAUCUGGUGCGUCGAGCUAAUCCGACGAGAGAUCGAACUGCGUCAUCCAGAGGCCAAAGAAUUGCUGGUCCCCGCCCCGGUCCAUGACAGCAAGUCAGAUGGUCCUUCUCAGUAUCUAGAGACCCCUGAUAUGAGGGCCGAACAAGAGAAAUGCAGUACUCAGAAACGUCGUCAGAAGAGUGUGCACGAGAUCAAGGGCCCGGGCCUCAACGCCAUUUUCAUAGAUUUCUUCCUUUACGACACGAUGAAAGAGUUGGAAAGCGAUGGACAGGAGUCGAUUCCUCAUCACCGAACCCGGAGUAUCUGGUACUAA
Molecule: messenger RNA, 1248 nt
Organism: Aspergillus melleus
Lineage: Eukaryota; Fungi; Ascomycota; Eurotiomycetes; Eurotiales; Aspergillaceae
Product: queuosine 5'-phosphate N-glycosylase/hydrolase
Exons: 4
Coding region: 1-1248 (415 amino acids)
Source: RefSeq, a predicted model, not a curated record